Amyelois transitella is the source of this 984-nucleotide messenger RNA. RefSeq lists its product as uncharacterized. The transcript has 2 exons. Bases 293 to 868 code for a protein of 191 amino acids. The record is from RefSeq and is a predicted model, not a curated record. Lineage: Eukaryota; Metazoa; Arthropoda; Insecta; Lepidoptera; Pyralidae.
GUCUUUUGCGCUUGUUUAUAUUUUUUGGAUUUAAAAAGCCCCUUAAAAUUACAUACAGAUUUUUUAUUGUCUCUAUUUAUAAACAUACUGUAAAUAAAAUUGUCCACUCGAUAGUACUCACACGCUAUAUCAGGGAAGAUGUUUUCGAUACUACACACUAUGAUCUGACCCGUGAAACAGAUUAGAUACAGGUCUAUAUAAACAAUGUAUAAUUAUAUGAUUCGUUAUAUUAACGGCUGCGAGGUUAUGUUUGACUCUCAGUACAUAUUUGCCAAGACAUUAGACAUUAAAAAUGUGGCUUCAAAGAACCCUCAUAACUUUAGUACUACUGACAAUGCAAACUGCACACAACGGUGACGCGAAACCAGCUGAGGAAGAAUGCAACAGCAUAUCAUCAUGUUCUUCAUGUUUAUCAAAAAGUUUCUGCGUUUGGUGUGUAAAUAAAGGCAAAUGUACGAGGCAGUCCUGCGGAAGCGAUAACCACAUUCAUCCGAAAAAUGUAGCCGACGCUCUCAUGUCGGGGCCAAAAUUUUGUCCCAGAGUCGUUGAAUCAGAAAAACAAAUGACAUUCGCCAGCGGAAAAAAAGCAACAAUUGUAGUGAAAAUAACACAGAUACAUAUCUAUAUGGCUUUUACACCGUGGAAAUGUAAAAUUGACGUGAACGGCAAAGAGACUGAGGUCAAUGCCCUUCUGGUUGAUGACGAAGUGUAUUGCGAAAGUGUCGAACUAAUCAACGAUACUGACAGUCCAUUUGUUAUUGGAUACGUUCAAGUGUUAUGGGAAUAUAUUAAUGCGUUUGAUGGAUUACAAACUUUUAGACUGUGCAGUUGCGAUUUAGAUCCGAACUGUGGCGCCUGUAAUAGCUGACAUUGAAAAGAAAGCCAAAGCCAAGAAAAAAACAAAAAAACCAAGUACCUGUUUUAAAUUAAAAUUUGGAAUGAAAAUUAUUAACCAUAAAUUAUUUCUUUGAACAUUAUCCUUAU